Molecule: messenger RNA, 1065 nt
Organism: Malaclemys terrapin pileata
Lineage: Eukaryota; Metazoa; Chordata; Testudines; Emydidae
Gene: TAF13
Product: TATA-box binding protein associated factor 13
Exons: 4
Coding region: 82-459 (125 amino acids)
Biological process (GO): transcription by RNA polymerase II
Cellular component (GO): transcription factor TFIID complex
Molecular function (GO): protein heterodimerization activity
Source: RefSeq, a predicted model, not a curated record
UGGUGCCGUACAACAAGAUGGCGCCGCCCACAGCCCAGCCGGAGGCGGCACUGGGAGAGGAAGUGAGGUGCCGCGGUGACUAUGGCGGACGAGGAGGAGGACCCGCCGUUUGAAGAGGACACUGAGGAAGCCGGAGGAGGAGGCCCAGAUGGUGGGCAGGGCAAGAGGAAGAGGCUGUUCUCCAAAGAGUUAAGAUGUAUGAUGUAUGGGUUUGGAGAUGACCAGAAUCCCUACACAGAGUCAGUGGAUAUUCUUGAAGACCUGGUGAUAGAGUUCAUCACAGAGAUGACACACAAGGCAAUGUCAAUUGGACGGCAGGGUCGUGUACAGGUUGAGGAUAUUGUCUUUUUGAUCCGCAAGGACCCACGGAAGUUUGCUAGAGUAAAAGACCUGUUGACUAUGAAUGAAGAACUGAAACGAGCCAGGAAGGCUUUUGACGAAGCAAACUAUGGAUCUUGAUGCUUUUGUAUUGUGCAGAGAUGGUAAACAUUAUGGUUACAUGUUAUCCCUAUACACUUUUGAGCAUUUUUUGUUCAAUACUGAGAAAUUAACCCCUACUGCUUUGGGUUUGGGUUUGUGUGUGUGUGUGUGUGUUUGGGGGGGGGGGGGGGAGGGGGUUGGAUCUCAGUGCUGGAGUGUCUAAAGCUGCAUUUACUGGUUAGAAUUGUCAGACAAGCCUGUAAAUGUAUCUUAAUGUUUUGUAUAUUUUUAAUGCUCUUUCAUGCUAUUUUAAGAAAAGGCGGGGGAGUUCAAACUAGAAGUGCUCUAGAAGUUCAUGCUUGUUUGUAGCAACUUUUGUUUUGAGCUAUGUACCAGAUGACUUGAAAGCUAAAUGUGCACAUUUGCCAAGCAUCUGUUUUCAGUUCUCAUUCGAUUCAGAUACCCUUCAUCUGAUCCACCUUAGGUGGAUUUCAAAGGAAUAAUUGAAAAGUUAGUGCCUGAACAUCAUUGUGCUUGGAGAGAUUUAUACAGUGUAGUUAGCCCAGGUAUUGAAACUUUUUUGCUUCUCUGUGUCUUCUCUUUAUAAGGGGGUAUUUAUGAACAAUAAAAUGUUUCAACAGUUCA